CUGAAUGCGCGAGGGGCGCUUGUGAUAACAACAGGUGACGACUAAUUAAUAGCCCGGUUUGCAUUUUAGCGUAAACAAUAUGUACGCUUUUAUUUUACGAAAUGUCGGGGUGGGCGUGCCAGCAAGGUUUUUCGCCACUGCAGCUAAGGAAAGGGCCGUUCCAAUAGUGCGACCGAUAAACAAAAUUUUAAUUGCGAACCGCGGAGAGAUCGCUUGUCGUGUAAUUCGCACCGCCCGUAAGCUUGGAGUUCGCACCGUAGCAGUGUACUCAGAUCCUGACGAGCAUGCGCUUCAUACGCUUCAGGCGGAUGAAGCCUACCGCGUUGGCGAAGCAGCGUCGGCUUCAUCGUACUUGCGCGGGGACCGAAUUCUGGAGAUCGCCAAACGGUCUGGUGCCCAAGCAAUACACCCCGGCUAUGGUUUUCUUUCGGAAUCGGUGGAGUUUGCUAAACUAUGCCAAGAGGAAGGCAUAGUUUUUAUGGGGCCACCCAGCUCUGCCAUUCGAGACAUGGGCAUAAAAAGCACCAGCAAGGCUAUCAUGGCAGCAGCCGGUGUGCCCAUUAUUAAUGGCUAUCACGGCGAAGAUCAGUCGGAUGAGUGCCUGAAGGCUGAAGCGCAAAAAAUCGGUUUUCCACUUAUGAUUAAAGCCGUCCGAGGUGGUGGUGGAAAAGGCAUGCGGAUUGCCGAAAAUCCUGAAGACUUCAUUACAGCGUUGAACUCCGCACGUACCGAAUCACAAAAAUCCUUUGGCGACAGUUCGGUUUUGUUGGAGCGCUACGUUCGCUCGCCUCGACACGUGGAAGUGCAAGUAUUUGCUGAUCAGUAUGGCGAUGCCGUCUAUCUGUGGGAGCGCGAUUGUUCGGUGCAGCGGCGCCAUCAGAAAGUAAUCGAAGAAGCGCCAGCGCCCGGCUUGUCAGAGGACUUGCGUCGCGAAUUGGGAGAAGCUGCCGUUCGUGCGGCCAAAGCAGUGGGUUAUGUCGGAGCGGGCACCGUUGAGUUCAUACUUGACAAAGAAGACUUGUCGUUCCACUUCAUGGAAAUGAAUACGCGCCUGCAAGUGGAGCACCCCAUCUCCGAAAUGAUAACUGGCACGGAUUUGGUUGAGUGGCAGAUUCGCAUUGCUGCGGGUGAGCCGCUACCGCUUACUCAAGCUCAAAUAACACGCAACGGACACGCUUUCGAGGCUCGGAUCUAUGCUGAGAAUCCAAGAGGUGGCUUUCUUCCCGGAGCAGGACCUCUGCGCUAUCUGGCUACACCUCUGCCCAGCCCGGAGGUGCGCAUAGAGACUGGCGUUCGCGAAGGCGAUGAAGUGUCCAUUCAUUACGAUCCAAUGAUUGCCAAACUAGUGGUAUGGGGUGAAAAUCGCACUCAAGCGCUCAACUCAUUAAUUGCGCGCCUCCGUGAAUACAAUAUUGCUGGUCUCGAAACAAACAUAAACUUCCUUAUUGAUUUAGCCGCGCAUCCCGAAUUUCAACGGGGCAACGUGCACACGGGUUUUAUUGACGAGCAUUUCGAUACACUCUUCCCACCUAUUGCCGUUACAUCUCAGCAGUUGAGUCAAGCAGCUCUGGCUUUGGUGUUCAAUGAAAUAGAGGUUGCCAACAGUAAUGCUAUGAAUAAGCAGGAUCCCUUCGCUGACGCUCAGAAUGCGCGCAUUAAUUACUCAUUGAUUCGCACUUACACCCUAAAGGCUAGCGACAAAGUACACAUCGUUGAAGUAAAAUAUGAUAACGACGCCAUGCAAAUACGGGUAGACAAAUGUGCAUGGCAAGUGGUGAAGGCUACGCGCGUGCAGGACGGCACUCGUUUAAAAAUACGUGCCAACAUCGAUAAUGAUAUUUCAACGUUUAAUGCCAACAUCGACGGUGAAAGCAUUUCACUAUUUCUAGAGCAAGGUAAAUUAGAUUUUGAGCUUGCUCAGCCCAAGUUCCUCAGUGCACAGAACGAUUCACUAGGUGGCGGCGGCUCCAAAGUCAUAGCACCUAUGCCGGGUGUGUUGGAGAAAGUCCUGGUAAAGCCAGGAGAUAAGGUCAAAAAGGGCGACAGUCUGGCCGUGCUAAUUGCUAUGAAAAUGGAGCACAUUCUGAAGGCACCCAAAGAUGCGAUCAUCAAAUCUAUAGGCGGCGCCGAGGGAGACAAUGUGGCCAAAGGUGCAGCUGUAAUAACAUUCGAAGACGAAGAUCCGACUCCCCCCUAGACCUGAGCCAAUGUCCUCACGUACCAGAGAUAUGCAUUUAUUUACAUAAAGAAUUGAAUUCCUUUUUUAUGUUUUGUUGAUUUGUUAAGUUUGUUGGGUCUGAUUAGCAUAUGUUAUUGUAAUUGUAAUGCCAUAUAAUUGGCUAUUGAUGUACCUUGGGCUUUACCGUAAUAAAAUUACAUAUGCAUUUCCAUAA
Messenger RNA from Scaptodrosophila lebanonensis, 2393 nucleotides. It is a transcript of the gene Mccc1, whose product is annotated as methylcrotonoyl-CoA carboxylase subunit alpha, mitochondrial. Bases 80 to 2197 code for a protein of 705 amino acids. The record is from RefSeq and is a predicted model, not a curated record. NCBI's taxonomy places the organism in Eukaryota, Metazoa, Arthropoda, Insecta, Diptera, Drosophilidae. The transcript has 7 exons. Gene Ontology annotation, cellular component: mitochondrion. Gene Ontology annotation, molecular function: metal ion binding; methylcrotonoyl-CoA carboxylase activity; ATP binding.